CAACGGCACCAGCCACAAGAGACUGUGUCUAUGGCGUCAGUGGUGUUUGUGAGUAAAUGAGUGUUUUUAAGUGUGUGACUUAAGUGUUACAAAGAUUGAGCGGAGAUUGUGGUAGAAGGAGUUGUCGGGUGGCAGAGAUGCAGUCACAUGGUAGUUCUAAGGUUGUUGCUGUUUAGGAUUUAUCUUGCCCUUCUCUUUGUAUCAUCACUGAAGUGUUAAAUACGGCUGAAGAGACGUGGACUACUGUUGUUUGGGUAUUUUCUCGAAUGCAGCGACUCUACUCCGCUCUCUUUGUGUUGACUGACUGGAGCCCCUAUCUGUGCCUGCGGAGGCUAAGUGACAUAAAGACAUACUGUUCAGCACGUCUUUGAAAGGGACAAUUGUGGCAGAGAGGGAUGGAUCGCGUCUGAGCGACGACGCCGAGGCGGCUUGUGUUCUCGUGCGUCUCGGUUCGUUUCAUCACGCUGAGUCCUCCGCAGUAACCGUCACACUGCCGCUUUCCUUUGUGAUUGUCGGUGCUCACGUGAAUCUCACCUACUGCUUGACUGGAGCGGCAGAGAGGAAAGGUUUGCCGGAUGCCCUUGAUCCGUACAAACUCGCCUUUCUCCGGCUGAGAACUACAUCCACGCAGGUUCAUCUCCUCUCCUUCUCAUCCCCUCCUUCGCCGCAGUCAUUGGCUGCCUCCCCUCCGUCUGUCCGUCCUCCCCGCACACAGACAGCCACUCAGCGCUUCGCCUCGGCUUCUCCGACAUUUGUCAUUGGCUGGCUCGCGCUGCGAAUGCAGAUACGUUCCUUUAAGAGGCAGUCUAGACUCGGCUGCCUGCUCUCCUCUCUCUCCUGCAACACCACCACAACCUGCUGAUUUCCCACUAAGCCUAUUUCGCUCCUUCCCUUCACUUCUCCUCUCCUCCUGUCAUCCAGUUACUCUCUUGCCCUCUCUCCUCAUAAUUUCAUUUCCCAUCAAUCACGAGCUCAGCCCCGCCGGCCCAUUUAUUUAUUUAUUUAUUUAUUUUAUUUAUUUUUUCCUCAGCGUGCCAUUUCCUUCUGCCCGUGUUUCUCCCCAACACUGUCAUUUUGUCUUUGACAUUCAUUCAUCUCCACCACUUUCCCACCUUCCACUGAUGUGAGGGGACUUGAAGGUGAAAGAACGUGCAGACAGGCUGUCUCACACUAAGCUAUGGAAUGCUCUCUGCUCCCACCAUCUCUAGUCUCCAAUCUUUGGACUGAGCUCCAAACGCUGAGUUAGCGGCUGUGCUUCUCCCCUCGAACUUUUCACAAACCAGGGGACGAAGAAAAGGAGUGGACUUACCAAGUCCUCCACUUAAAGAGCACUAAGCACUUCUUCUUUUUUCUUUUUUUGAAUAUUUAAGAUAGAUUUUUUUAUUAUUUUUUUCUCCGCUUGGAUUUUGUUUCUGGUGAAAACACUUCAAGAUGGAUCUGUCGCCGUACCUGUGGAUGGUGAUUAUUGGCUUCAUCAUUGCCUUCAUCCUGGCGUUUUCGGUCGGAGCCAACGACGUGGCCAAUUCGUUCGGCACGGCAGUGGGGUCCGGCGUGGUCACCCUGAAGCAGGCCUGCAUCCUGGCGUCCAUCUUUGAGACGCUGGGCUCGAUGCUGCUCGGGGCCAAAGUCGGGGAGACGAUUCGGAAGGGGAUCAUAGACGUCAACCUCUACAACGAAACGGUGCCCGUGCUCAUGGCGGGAGAGGUCAGCGCCAUGGUUGGGUCGGCAGUCUGGCAGCUAAUCGCCUCCUUUCUCAAACUGCCCAUCUCUGGGACUCACUGCAUUGUUGGCGCCACCAUCGGCUUCUCCAUGGUGGCCAUCGGAACAAAGGGCGUACAGUGGAUGCAGCUCAUCAAGAUCGUGGCAUCAUGGUUCAUCUCCCCCUUGCUUUCUGGACUCAUGUCUGGACUCCUCUUCAUGCUCAUCAGACACUUCAUCCUCAACAAGGAGGAUUCUGUCCCGAAUGGCCUGCGAGCACUGCCCCUCUUCUACGCCACCACCAUCGGGAUCAACACUUUCUCCAUCAUGUACACUGGAGCCCCAUUGCUCGGGCUGGAGAUGCUACCUGUGUGGGCCAUCUUUCUCAUCACUUUAGCCGGGUCGGUGGUCUGCGCAGUGGUGGUCUGGGUGUUCGUCUGUCCUUGGAUGAGGAGAAAAAUAGCAAGUCGUUUAAAGAAAGAGCAGGCUCUGUCCAGGAUUUCUGAUGAGAGCCUGGACAAAAUUCCCGAAGAGGAGGAGGAGAGCCCCGUGUUUAAAGAGCUACCGGGAGCCAAGGGCACAGACGAGGCUGUGGUUCCGCUCACCGGCGGCAGCAGUGAACGAGGAACCCGCGAAUCCAGCGGAGAGCUCUCCAACCUGGCGAACGGAGGCACUGUCCUGCCCAACGGCAGGGUGUAUGGUCGGACCCACUCGAUGACCAACGGCUGCCUCAAGUCCCCCGUCUCCAACGGCAGCUUCAGCUUUGACGGCCACAUGCGCAGCGAUGGCCAGGUGUACCACACGGUGCACAAAGACUCAGGUCUGUAUAAAGAUCUGCUUCACAAAAUCCACUUAGGCCGCAUGGACGACAGCGACCGCUCGGGCUCCAGCGCCGGCCCGCCCGACAACAACUACCGCCUGCUGCGGCGCAACAACAGCUACACCUGCUACACGGCGGCGAUAUGCGGCAUGCCCGUCCAGCCGCUCAUACGCACAGAAUCGAGGGACGACAGCGAAAAGCUGGUGGGGGAGGGAGGCGGAGGCAGGAGCAACAGCGUGUCCUACUCCAAGAAGCGGGUGCGCUACGACAGCUACUCGUCGUACUGUAACGCCGUGGCCGAGGCUGAGAUUGAAGCGGAGGAGGGCGGGGUGGAGAUGAAGCUGGCCACGGAGCUGGAGGGGGUGGAGGAGGAAGGGGCCCCGGCUCCAGUGCCUCUUGACGACCUGGUAGAGGAGGAGCACGAGGAGAAGGACACGCCUCAGGUGUUCCUGCUUUUCCACUUCCUGCAGAUCCUCACCGCCUGCUUUGGCUCCUUCGCUCACGGAGGCAACGACGUCAGUAACGCCAUCGGGCCCUUGGUGGCUCUUUGGAUGAUUUACGACCAGGGUGGUGUGAUGCAGGACGCCGCCACUCCCAUCUGGCUGCUCUUCUACGGUGGAAUCGGCAUCUGCGCCGGCCUGUGGGUGUGGGGCCGCCGCGUCAUCCAGACCAUGGGGAAGGACCUGACUCCCAUCACGCCCUCAAGUGGAUUCACUAUUGAACUGGCUUCUGCACUCACAGUCGUGUUGGCUUCCAAUGUCGGAAUCCCUGUCAGUACCACACACUGCAAGGUGGGCUCAGUCGUGGCCGUGGGCUGGAUCCGCUCCCAGAGAGCCGUGGACUGGCGCCUCUUCAGGAACAUCUUCCUGGCGUGGUUCGUCACGGUGCCCGUGGCCGGCCUGUUCAGCGCCGCCGUCAUGGCCCUCUUCGUCUACGGCAUCCUGCCCUUCGUCUGAGGGCACGCCGCCGGGAGGAGGGAGAGCAGAGGAGGAUGGAGAGAGUCAGAGAAAGAGAGAGAGAGAGAGAGAGAGGAGGAAGCUUGGAAAUCGAAGCUCGAGUGUCGGGGUUGCAGAUAAAGGAGACGGAAGAAGAAGAAGAAGAAGAGGGGAGGGAGCUGCAGAGGUUUACACAUGGACUCGGUCGUACUGUGGAUGUGAGGAGGGUUGGUUCACAUGCUGCCUGGCUCCGUAGUCCAGAGUUGUUUUUUUUUUGUUUUUCUGUUCUGUUUUUAUUUAUUCUUUUUAUUUUUUUUAUUUUAAUUUUUUUGUUGGUGCAUAAAAAAACGGUGUAUCCAAUGAUCCAUUCAAUCUGCUGUACAUACGACAAUAAUAGAGAACUUAACAGUAAAUUUUAACAAGUAUUUUGUUCAUCUCUCUCUAAAAAAAAAAAAGAAAAAUACUGACAGCGCACGGCUAAAAGCAGUUCACUCUGCACCUAAACCCACAGAUACGCCUGCAGUCAGUCAGUACGCUUCUACCUGCCGUCCCAGGUACCACACUUGGUCAAGUGCUUAUUAAUAUUAUUAUUAUUAUUAUUAUUCCAAAAUGCCAGGAAAAAAAAAACUGUACAUAUUGUUAUACUGGACAGAGUGUCAUUUGUUGUAUUGCGGCUUGCUUUAGAGUUCAAAACAAAAGAAAAGAUGUGCGCGCGGUCAACCAACCCAUCCGUCAUCUCACUCUUAACAGCGCUGGCCAGGUACAGCUGGGGCCAAACGGAGAAAAAAAAAAAGACGCCUCAGCAGAGAGGGGUGGUGGGAAGGUCACUCUGCUUUUAUUAUUUUAUUUUUUGUUUCGUUUUUUUCCCACGUGAUACCAUAGAAACCUAAUUUACUAAAGAGCUGAUUUUUUUUUUUUUUUUUUUUUUUUUUUGUCAAGAGCUCCUAUAUGUUUUUAGAGAUGGGUCUCAUAUUUUUUAAUGAUGUAUCAUACUGUAAUUUGUACUGUAAAUAUGUGGGACGGGGGUUUGUUUUUAAUGUAGUAGCGUGUGUGGAGGCGGCAGCGCGGGGGGGGGACUCUUCUUCACUUCAUGAUGUCAUAAUUUACAGUAUGUUCUCAUCUGCGUCAACACACACACACAGUUUGAUAGGUUGAUUAGAAAAACAGUAUUUCAUCGGAACCCGUAUAUUUGACAGUAUUGACGGAAAAGUCCAUUUUUAGUCAAAGGUUUCCCACUUUUGUCCACUCUGUCUCUAGAGCAGAACCAUGCCAAAGUAAGUCGCGUCAUCGUCAUGCCAACUCAAUGCAGACGCUGACGAGGUCCUAAAGAAACGUUCACAUAUCCUCAUCUGCCUUUUUUUUUUUUUUUCUUACGCUCACCCUGUUCACUUAAUCCGAUUAUCUGAACUUCAGCCAUGUGACAAAAUCCUGAGACGUUCGUCUCGAGAUGCCUCAACAGCAACAUAAAAGACAAAAAAGCAAAAGCCUCGUCGUGUCAGGCAGUGACCAUGUGUCAUAUCUAAACACUAAGAAGUCAAAGCUCAGCCAGCUACGCACAUGUGGAACGGAAAAGAGGGGGUGGUGGUGGUGGGGGGGGGAGGGAUUGAUCCCCUGGCCGCACGUGUAGCUCCUCAAAAUAGGCUGCUGUUGUUUGAAGUGCAGAAACAUUCAGUGCUAAAGGUUAGCUAGAUAUCACAGAGGAACGAAUGGAGGCCUGGUAGAAGGGCUGGGGGGGGCGGCGGGUCGGCGGGAGGGGAGGGGAGGGUGGGGGUUGUUUAAGUGUGCUCAUGUCUCAAGAAUACCACAAGACUUUUUGUCUUAGGAUCAUUACGUCCGGAGGAGACGGCGUUUGGGAGGGUAGAACUGAUCAUCACCAGCUUUUUAACAGGGUCGUCUGACCUCUAGAAGAACGAAGUCUACAAAGUCUAAAAGCUUUUUUAUUAUUAUUAUUAUUAUUAUUAUUAUUAUUUGAACAAACUCGAUGCCAGAUGUUGCAAGUUCUCUUUCUUCUUGUGGUGUGUUUCCUAUAUUUUUUUUUGUUUUGUUUUGUUUUCUUUCUCAUGAACAAAUCUAUGCUUAAGUAGCCACUUGCCUUGUAACAUUGUGUUUUACUUUGUGCAGAUACAGUAAAAUAAUUAAGUACUGUGGUGUUUACAUCGUAACCAUAUUGUAGAGUAUCUGUUUAAAAAGAAAAAAAAACUUGUUGCCUAAUGAUGCCAAUGAAAGACAAAAUAUUAACCAUGAAUUUUUAAGUGCAAGUAUAAGAAAAAUACUAAUAACCAGAAGUGUCUAGAGAGAAAGAGAGCGAGAGCAAGUGUGUGCGCGAUGACUUGUUUUUUUGUUGUUGUUUUUUUUUUUCCUUUUUUCUGUUUGUUGCAGUAGUAGUGCUAAUCAUGAUCGCUGUCACUUUACACUGCUACUACAAUGACUUAACACUACAUGUAUGGGUGCAAUUCAGUAAUGAAGAGAAUAACUAGAGAAAAUUCAUCAAAACUAUAUAUUUUUCUACCAUAUCUGAGUUUUAACCUGGGUGAGCUUCCAGACACUUUGGAGAACACUGUGCGGCGUUGAGGGGAAGUUGUCGGGCGCUGUGUCGCCUCGGUGGCGCCACCUACCCGCCGCUUCCCUGUAAGUGCGCGCGGUGUUCUUCUAACAUGUAGAUUGACGUGUCGGGUUGCCAGUAGAUCAGAUUUUUAAAUUACCAUUUUUAUUUUUUGAAUUGUAGAUGAAAACACUUUGUAAUUUUGUUUCCCUACUGCUUUGGUCAUGAGCUGCAAGAGCAGGACAAGCAUCUCGCAGGAAGCAGGAAGACCGCUCACUCGAGGCGAAAUUUAGACGCUAGGUAUUUGUAGUUGAGAAGCUUAAAUCUUAAAACUUAAAACUGGACUGUGAGGACACUUGUUUCCUUGUUUUUUUGGCAGGUGACCACUCUUGGAGCUCAUGCACUUUUACUCUUUUCAUACGCUGGUGUGUUACACAAGAGGGGCCGCACAGAGCCGGUGUGUUCAAAUCCUCUUUGUACUUUUUGUUCCUGUUAUCAGCUGACUGGAGGAGGAAAUCUUCUGAUGCACAAGAAGUGCAGCCUUGUUUCCCCAGAUCAUUCAGACAGAAUUCAAAGCAUGCCAGUGUUUGUCCUAACCUCUAGCUAAGGAAUAAUGUAUGUAACGAUAAUAAAUGUGCCAAAAUUAGCAGCUUGUGAUGCCAGACUCAAAUCAAGGCUAAAGAAUCCACGUGGUAACUCUACAUUUAUGAAAGGAAGAUGUUAUUUCUUAACUUAAUGAAUGGAUGGUCUCUUUUUUUGCUGUAAAUCUGUCUGAUAAAUAAGCAUAUUGUUUGUAUUUUAAGGUAAAAGACUAAAAUCUGAACAUCUUGUUAUAGUAGUAGAUUAACAGCAUUUAAAAACUACAACUCCCAUGAGUCUUUGCCAUAACAGUUAAAACCUUGUGGUGUUGCGCUCAGCUGUUGAUGCCUCGAGCAGUAGUAGGAAAAACCAAGUAAUUAUGUUUCAACGUUUUAAACCGACAAAAUAAACUCGAUACUAGCCUCGGCCAAACUAGCGGAAGCUUUUUAGUAAACAGUGGAAUGUGCCGGAGUCCAAUUUCUGUCUUUGAUGGAUGAAGUGGUAGGUUUUAAAUGGACUGAGGUCAGCCAGCACACUUGACUUGACGCUCCCUGCUCUGCCCGGCCCUCUCUUGUAACUCACACUGUCAUUUUCUUUUUGUUUUGUUUUUCCAUGCAUUCUCAGUCCUGAUAGGCCGAAAGGGAUGCACUGCUCAAGACAGGGAAGGAAACUGAAAAAAAACGCCCUCUGGUGGCAGCGUUGAGAAAAUUGCUCAAACUUUUUAAAUUUAAAACGAGAAGCGGCACGGAAUUUGGAGCCCUCCAAAAAUUAAAUAAACGCACAAAAUGCGGUUUGAUGUUAAAACACCCUGAAGGAAAACAAUUCUACAGCUCAGUUUUCCUUGAUGUGUUUUUUAGUUCAUGUUUUGGCCUCAGAACAUUUGCGAAAAAAUAAACAUUCGCUUAAAUAUUAAUGCGGCCACUAGAGGGCGUAGUCUGCCACUUUCCCUCCCCGUAGAGAGGGACAGCAUCUUAGACCAGACUGAUCAGUAUAAAUCCAUACAUGGUGUAAUUGCCAUUGAGGGAGUUGCCGUGCUUCUACUGCAUUAUAGCUGUUCAAUAACCUGUUGGUAGAGGAAAAACAAAACAGAAUGUGCCAUUUCUCUCUCCCUGAAUGUGCAAUACGAGCCGUCUCUUGUAAAGGUGCCACUACAUUGCUGUCACCCGUGUGGUCAUGUAGCUCCACCUGCCCUGGUGCAAUAGCUCCCCAACCCCCUACCCCCCCUCCCUUCACAGAGGAGGCGGAGGGGGCAUCAGUUCAGACCUUCAUCUUGGAUGUUGCGUGCUGUCUCUAGUUUUCCGGUCUGUUUUGUAUUAGAAUGUGCUCCUUGGCUGGCCUGCAGGCUUAACUGCUCCGUGUUGUCUUUUUACCGUUUACUGCUACUUAACUGUCCGGUCCUUCAAAAGUUUAAAAAAAUAAAUAAAUAAAAAUACAAUAAAAAAUAAAUAAAUAAAUAAAUGCAUAAAAAUUCAAAAUAAACUGUAGCCUGCUCCUUAAAAAAAUAAAUAAAUAAAUAAAUCUUAAGGCUCUUCUGAUUUGCAUAUAUCGUACUGUAAUGUUUUAUUUAAGAUUUUAGUGAGAGAAAAAAAAUGUCUGCAUUUAAAACUAAAUUAUGGGAAUUAAAAUUACAAAGAAUACCUAAAAA
Molecule: messenger RNA, 8219 nt
Organism: Mugil cephalus (flathead mullet)
Lineage: Eukaryota; Metazoa; Chordata; Actinopteri; Mugiliformes; Mugilidae
Gene: slc20a2
Product: solute carrier family 20 member 2
Exons: 11
Coding region: 1432-3474 (680 amino acids)
Biological process (GO): phosphate ion transmembrane transport
Cellular component (GO): membrane
Molecular function (GO): phosphate transmembrane transporter activity
Source: RefSeq, a predicted model, not a curated record